Messenger RNA from Adelges cooleyi (spruce gall adelgid), 450 nucleotides. RefSeq lists its product as uncharacterized. The transcript is spliced from 6 exons. The record is from RefSeq and is a predicted model, not a curated record. Bases 1 to 450 code for a protein of 149 amino acids. Lineage: Eukaryota; Metazoa; Arthropoda; Insecta; Hemiptera; Adelgidae.
AUGGCACUCGAUGAAACCAUUGAAAACAGCGAAGAAAAACUACUGGAAUGCAUAAAUUACCAGACUGACUUGCAAAAAGAAAUAUCCACUGUCUUACGUGUUCCUGACAAAAGUGUAGCGUGUUUUGCAUUGAGAAAAGUUGGUUGUCCAUGUAAACGAAUAGAUUUUGAAACCUGUGAGUUGUCAAAACUUUUGGAAGCAAGAAUAAAAAUGUAUUCAAGCUGCUAUUAUAAAAUUACUCAACAAUGUACCAUGAGUUACGUGGACAACUCUGAAGAAAAGAAAAAAAGGUUCAGAUUCGCUCCCAAAAAAGCCAGCCAAUCAAAGUCCUGGAAUCUACAUUGCGGUCAAGUCUGUUUUAUUCCUCAUUCAGUAACUGACCAAGUGUUAAGCAAAAUAAAUAAAAAAGCAUGUGUUGCUCAUGAAAGUAGUAGUGAAGUGAAGUUAUGA